Molecule: messenger RNA, 4941 nt
Organism: Macadamia integrifolia
Lineage: Eukaryota; Viridiplantae; Streptophyta; Magnoliopsida; Proteales; Proteaceae
Product: serine/threonine-protein kinase Nek5-like
Exons: 14
Coding region: 859-4692 (1277 amino acids)
Biological process (GO): protein phosphorylation; microtubule-based process
Cellular component (GO): cortical microtubule
Molecular function (GO): ATP binding; protein kinase activity
Source: RefSeq, a predicted model, not a curated record
UUCGUCUCAUUCUCUCUCUAGUCUAUAUCCUCUCAGCGAGUCUCAUAUGAGUCGGGAAAAUAACAUAACGUCUUCAAACGUCAAAUCACAUUCUCUCUCACUCCUCGUUUUAGUCUUUUACUAAUAAGGUAGUUUCUAGUUUUUCCUUUUGAACUCAAUUCCUUCUUAAUCCAUAACCCUGGUUUGAAUCUCUCUGUAGCUCGCUUUGAAGUGUGGAUCCUAUAUAAGUUCUUACGGCUCUGAAAUCUCUGCAACUCACUGAAAUCGAAGGAGAAAGGGCUGGAAAAGCAAACAGGAUAAGAAGGAGGAAGAUGAGUGGUAUUUGGACUGCAAGAGUUGCAAUGGAGAAGAUCUUCGAGAGGCGUUCGUUCAGUGGUUAGAACUUUAUUUGAUUUCCAUUUUCUCUGAAUGAGCCGAGGAGAAAUCGCUAAUCUGGAGAGGAAAUCGAAAUGUAUAAGGUGAGAGGAAAGGUUCCGUAGAGGCUUAUUUUCAUUCAUAGUGUUGAAGAAGACUGACGGCUUAGUAUUGAAAAAAGUGAUGGAAGUUAAUCAGUGAAGUAGGCGAUUCAAGAUUGUUUGGUUGAGAGAUUUCCAGUUUUGAGUUGCUGUUUACAGUUCGUAGUGAGUAAAAAUUGGGUAAACAGACUUGUUUCGCUUCAGGGAAGACAAUUUCGGUGCUGAUCGAAAAUGAAGUGGAGUUGUGUAAGAUCUGAGGUUAAAGCAUCUAAAGCGGGGAAGUUUGAUAAGGAUUUGUAAGGAAUAACUGUAAGGCUUUUUUUUUUACAAGAAAACACUCUGAGUUUGAUUAAUUCAUCUGCUUCCAAACGAUUUCUGGUUUGGAUUCUCACUGGCUCAAGUCAUGGAGUCUCGGAUGGAUCAGUAUGAGAUCAUGGAGCAGAUCGGUCGAGGAGCUUUUGGAGCGGCAAUCCUUGUCAAUCACAAAUUGGAGAAGAAGAAGUAUGUUUUGAAGAAAAUCCGUCUAGCUAGACAGACCGAUCGUUGCAGGAGAUCUGCUCAUCAAGAGAUGGCUCUCAUUGCACGAAUCCAGCACACUUACAUUGUCGAGUUCAAGGAAGCAUGGGUAGAAAAGGGCUGUUAUGUUUGCAUCGUCACUGGAUACUGUGAAGGCGGAGACAUGGCUGAGUUGAUGAAAAGAUCAAAUGGGGCAUUGUUUCCAGAGGAGAAACUCUGCAAGUGGUUCACACAAUUGCUAUUGGCGGUCGAAUAUUUGCAUUCAAAAUAUGUUCUUCAUAGAGAUCUGAAGUGUUCCAACAUCUUUCUCACUAAGGACCAGGAUGUCCGCCUUGGGGAUUUUGGACUUGCUAAAACUUUAAAGGCAGAUGAUUUGGCUUCCUCUGUUGUUGGAACUCCUAAUUACAUGUGUCCAGAACUUCUUGCUGAUAUCCCUUAUGGCUUCAAAUCUGAUAUCUGGUCUCUGGGGUGCUGUAUAUAUGAGAUGGCGGCACGUCGCCCUGCCUUUAAAGCAUUUGAUAUGGCAGGACUGAUAAGUAAGAUAAACCAUUCCUCCAUCGGCCCCUUGCCUGCAUGCUAUUCCCCUACGUUGAAAUCAAUUAUCAAGAGCAUGCUGAGAAAAAACCCAGAGCAUCGGCCAAAUGCAUCCGAGAUCAUAAAGCAUCCAUAUUUGCAGCCAUAUGUUGAUCAAUACCGUAUAUCUUCUACUCUGCCUAGUGCCUGUUCCCCAGAGAAGCCAAUCUCCACUGCACAUCAUGCUCAAAAGAGCAUGGCUGAAAGCCAAAGCAGCAACACUUCUAGCAGUGAUAAAGGUAGCCUAAUUUCAGGUGAGAAAAACAUGAUGGAAUUGAUGGUCAACUGCAAUCAUAAGGCCGCUGCUGUCACAGAUAUGGCUUCAACUGAUGAUGGAAUGGACUAUGAUGAACCAAUUUUAGGCAAUGAACAUGGCAAUCACAGAUCCACUGUCAAAGCAGAUGAGGAGGUGAUGAAACCAUCGCAUGAUGCACAGAGACCUAAAGUUGAAUCAAAGCAACCAAAAAGUAUCAAGAAUAUACCAAUGUCUCUGAAAGAAGAGGGAAAACUUAGAGAGAACAGUUCCCCAAUGAGAGGCAACCGUUUAAAGGCUGGAGGUGUAUUGAGCCAAAAAGCUAAUAUAGAAGCAUCACCAAAAGUUGUGAAAUCCAGUGCUGUUCCUUCUGGUUUCAAGCCUAAUGCAGAGACACCAGCUACUGGGGCAGCAAACGGGAGCAGUGAUUCUGCGAAACGAAUCCCUGGGUCAAAUCCUUUGAAGCAUCAAUUACCAACUUUUGAACCUGCACCAAAGACAAAAGCCAAAUAUGAUGGGACGUCAACCCCUGGGCCCGUGAAACAUUCUGCAGAAGAUGGACAACUGGCUAAGACAAGGCAAAAGACUCCACCUUACGGUCUGGCCAGACGAUCUUCCUUUUCAGGACGACUGAAGCCUAUUGGGCUUGAAACCCCAGUUGCUGCGAAUCAUGACAUGAAACCAGGCCCAAGUGAGGCUACACCAGAGCCUGAGAUGACUCAUAAUCUGACACCCAAUAGUCUGGAUCAUGGCACUCAGAUUGUAAUGAUGCCUGAAAAGACUCUAGUGGGAGCAUCAAAAGAGAAACAAACUUACAGCAGCAACUCAAUCUCAUCAUUAAAGUUGACUCUAGGUUUUGAGCAAUGCAUUGGGCUUGAAACCCCAGUUGCUGUGAGCAAUGACAUGAAACCAGGCCGAAUUAAGGCUAGACAAGAUCCUAAAACGACUUGUAAACUGGCACCCAAUGGUCUCAAUCAUGCCCCACAAAUUGUACUAGCGCCUGAAUCUCCAGUGGGACCAUCCGAAGGAACACAAACUGACAGUAGCAACUCACUCUCAUCAUCAAAGUCAACUCAAUUUUUUGAGCAGAGCAAUGAGGAAAUCACUGCCCCAUGGACUAACUUGACAGAAGAAAGCAACUCUUGUUCAUCUAGCCUGAUACUUCACCAUUAUGAGGGACCCCCCCAAACUGAAAGUUUGGAGAUUCAUAAGAAGGAAUGCAGCAAUUCAUUUUUAUCAUUGAAGUCGGACCAAUGUUUCAAGCUUUGUGACAUGGUAGCUGUAGCUUCUUUGACAGAUUUGAAGGAACACAAAAACUCGUGCUUGUCAAACUUGUCACUCCAUGAUAAGAAUCUUCCUUCAAUUGAAAUUUCAGAGGCUCAUCUAAAUGAACACAGCAAUCCAUUGUCAUCGUCAAAGUCAACUAAUGGUUUUGAGCAUUGUGACAAGGUAGCACCUGCCUCUUCUACAUUUAUAAAGGAACAAAACAACUGUUAUUCAUCAAAUCUGCUACUUCAUCCUGAUAAGAGUCUCUUUCAAACUGAAAGUUCGGAGACUCAUCCAAAGGAACACAGCAAUUCAUCGUCUUCACCAAGGUCAAUGCAAGGUUUUGAGCAUUAUGAGAAGGUAGCAGCUGUCCAUUUGUCAGAUUUCAAGGAACAAAAUGAGUCUCGUCUGUCAAAUGUGAAAGUUCAUCAUGAUGAGAGACUACCUCAAGCUGAGAGUUCCAAAGAUCAUCCAUCUAGUCGUUUGGUUCCUUCAUAUCUGAACUCUACCAGGAUGGAAAAUCUGUCAGUAGAAAACAAUGGAGAUGAUUGUGUAUCCAUAUCAGGCACAACGGCAUUUGGGACAAAACUAGAUCAUGAGGAAACUGCUGCCAGCAACGAUGAAUUGAGUUCAAGCACAGAUAUUGAGUCCUCUUUCCCAAGCUCUCACCAGGAUUAUGUCUGCAAAGAUGAGGUCUCUAUAACCAGGCCUAAUAGUAGAUCAGGUAUCGAUGAAUUGAGUUCAAGCACAGACGUUGAGCCCUCUUUCCCAAGCUCUCACCAGGAAUAUGUCUGCAAAGAUGAGGUCUCUUUAACCAGGCCUAGUGGUAGAUCAGGUAUGAUUCCCCAGUCAAACCAUCCUCCACUUUGUGGCAGUGACAAAUUUACUGUGAGGGAACUCCUGUCAUCUAUGACGGAAAUCACACCCUCCAUUUUAGCAACCCAAGAGAACUUUCAUCCAGAGGUGUCUGUCAUGGCAAGUUCAGUGACUGAGAAGCCAACUGCUGCUCAUCUUAUGCCGGCCUUUGAUGAUGUCAUACACGUAAUACGGCAUAGCAGCUUCCGUGUUGGGAACGAGCAGCCUGUGAUGGAAACAAUGGAGAUGGGGGUUCACAAUAUGGAUGUUGGGAAGCUACUAAACGUGGUAAGGGAAGAGGUGGAGAUGAGGAACAAAAUACCUCUGACAACUUUUAAGUCAUCAAAUUGCUUGGAGGCAACAACUGUGAAAUCGAAUUUUUCAGAUAGCUCUGGGGUCAAGGAAAUCAAUGUGAGGAACCAAACUGAGGAAAUUGAAGAAAGGAACCUACCUGCACCACCAGCAUCAAGUCCAAAACUUGAUUGCUCUGACCAAACAAAUGCGAACUCAUCUGAGGCCACUGUUACUGGGGUCAAGGAAGAUGGGAACGCUGUAAAGGAAACUUUGGAUGUGAAAUCUUAUAGGCAGAGGGCAGAUGCACUUGAAGGGCUGCUAGAGCUGUCUGCAGAUUUGCUGCAGCACAAUAGAUUGGAAGAGCUUGCAGUUGUUUUGAAGCCUUUUGGGAAGGAUAAAGUCUCACCACGUGAGACAGCAAUCUGGUUGGCAAAGAGCCUCAAAGGAAUGAUGAUUGAGGACUCUGGACGGGGUGUGUGAGCAUAGAGAGAUCUUGACUGUAAGUUACCUUAAUAUCACAAGCAUCUGUCUGUUCCUGUUAUGUGGUAGCUUUUGCCAUUUCUUUUCAACUAUUCAAGUUCCAUUUUGAAUUGUCAGCAGAAGUGCAGAACUGAAUGAACUCUUUUUGCGUGUAAAUUUUUUUUUCUAUUCUUUUUAAUUGGGAGAGAAAUUUUCUAUUGUAUAUAUUCAGGAUACCUAUAGUUGAAUAAAUCAAAUGUUUCAUCCAAA